AUGCCUAAAACCCGACAACUUCUUCAAGCAAAGAUCACGUACUCGGAUGCCAAGGCUGAAGAAUUCAAUAUUCUUCAUCGACUUCGAUAUCCUUCUGAACAAACUAAAUUCUUCGCUCAUCUAUAUGACAAACGUGAAUGGAUGAAGGCUACUGUUGCCCAUCAUCUUGGCCUUGAAUCGUUCACUCAGUGCCAAGUAGCAGACACGGAAAAUUGGCUUCACGGCAGCUUUAAUGUCUGUGUCCCCAUCACAAUUGACAGUUGGGACGGCAAGCGGGUUCUUCUACGGUUUCCGUUACCAUAUCGCAUUGGCGAGAGUUUCAGACCCGGAAAUUGCGAUGAAAAAGUCCGAUGUGAAGCAGGAUCCUAUGCUUGGCUUCAAGAAAACUGUCCAGAUGUGCCCAUUCCAAAAUUAUAUGGCUUUGCUUUGUCUACGGGUGAGACGUUCACUCGACUGGAAAACCUGCCAUAUUUGCCUAACUGUUUCCAAUUCCUGCGUCAGCAUCUUCUAUCAUGGCUGAAGGAUUCAAUUCCUUCCCAGUAUGUCCGCCAUCAGAGCACAGAUCCAAUCUUUACCGAUGGGAUAGUAAACAAAGGCUACCUUCUGAUUGAGUUUAUCGAGGAGACACGUGGAUCUAUGCUUUCUAAUACGUGGAGAGAAGGGCAAAAUGGCCCAAAGUUACGGAUGAACUUCUUCCGUGACCUUUCCCGGCUUUUCUUGAAUAUUACUCGGAUCCCUUUGUCUAGGAUUGGUUCAUUUAUUAUUGAUAAUGACGGCUUUCUUCAUCUUACAAAUCGGCUACUUUCAAUUGAACUUCAACAAUUAGAAAAUGAAGAGGUUCCAACGGAGAUACCUCGCAAUUAUACCUACUCAACCGUUGAUUCCUAUAUUAUUGAUGUACUUGGAUUCCAUGAUAAUCGCUUUCGGUAUCAACCUAAUGCUGUCAACAAUCUUGGAGACUGUGCCUACCAACUUUCUGUCUUGACUUCUAUGCGAACUAUUUUCCAGUCGAUUUUCAGACCGGUUGAGAUGUUAGGGCCUCCUUACUGGCUGGCAGAUAAAGGCGUGGGCCAAUUGGUUCCAUCAGAAUAUAAUGUAAUCCGACACGAAUUCAUGGAAGCCCUGAUAACAGAAGAACAGCAUCGUGACUCUGCCAUAUUGUCUUGCAGUAAUGAUGGAGUAUCUCAGCUAUGCCUCUCAGACCUAAUGAAACGGUCUUGGAAAACAGGGGCUUUUUGGUACUCACUGGCUCUCUCAAGCCCUUCAGCACUCUUUACGAUAUUCAGCAAGCAUGUCAGGCCUCUUUUCUGCAAAGACUAUGAGGAGGAGUUUGAGGUGGUUAUGCCGUUUUUCUUUGAAAAAAACGUUGGAUAUAUUGCCGGUCGCAAGCUUGCAGAUAGAGAGGAAUAUGAUAAGAAACUCCGACGAGCUUUUGAAGACAGCUCCGGCUGA
Messenger RNA from Aspergillus affinis, 1452 nucleotides. RefSeq lists its product as uncharacterized. The record is from RefSeq and is a predicted model, not a curated record. NCBI's taxonomy places the organism in Eukaryota, Fungi, Ascomycota, Eurotiomycetes, Eurotiales, Aspergillaceae. The coding region runs from base 1 to 1452 and encodes 483 amino acids. The transcript has 3 exons.